AUGGCUCCCAAAUCCACUUCUGAAGCACCAGUUUCUAGGAGAUCGGCAAGGAUAGCUGAUCAACCUAAAUCAACUAUCACUAAUGGUGACAAAGCGGAAGUCGCUUCUAAGAAAGAAACUUCCACCAAAAAGCGUUCAGCCGAGAAUGGCAAUGGCGAUUCCGAGACAAAGAAAACCAAAACGACUUCUUCUUCUGGUAAAGAUAAAGCUUCGGAACCUAAAUCCAAAGCUAAAGCAACCACUUCAGCUUCCAAGAAGGAACCCACCAAAUCCUCAGAAGCUACUAAAAAGGAGAAAGAAGCUGAAGCUCCAGGCGAUGCUGAACCUGAAACUGGACCUCGAGGAACCUUGAAGUCAGGUGAUAAAUUACCGAAGAUCACCCUUAAGGAUAACCAAGGUAACGACGUUGACGUUAGUAAAUUGGCUGGCGAGAAAGGCGUUGUCAUCUUCCUUUACCCUAAAGCAGAUACACCAGGUUGUACUACUCAGGCUUGUGGUUAUAGAGACAAUUAUUCCAAGAUCACAGAUUACGGAUAUAAUAUUUAUGGCUUAUCCAAAGACAAACCCGAAGCUCAACAGAAAUGGAUAACCAAGAAAGAUUUGACUUAUAAGAUUCUCUCUGACCCUCAGAGUCAAUUGAUCAAGAGACUCGGUGCAUUCGUACUACCCAAUAAUACUAAAAGGUCUCAUUUCAUCUUCGAGAAAGGAUCUGGUAAAUUGAUAGAUAUUGCUUUGGGUGUAAAGCCUGCUGAUGAUCCAGGAAACGUAUUGAAGUUCCUGGAGGAACGUCAUAAAUAG
Kwoniella shivajii is the source of this 798-nucleotide messenger RNA. RefSeq lists its product as uncharacterized. Gene Ontology annotation, molecular function: thioredoxin peroxidase activity. The transcript is spliced from 7 exons. Gene Ontology annotation, cellular component: cytoplasm. The coding region runs from base 1 to 798 and encodes 265 amino acids. The record is from RefSeq and is a predicted model, not a curated record. Lineage: Eukaryota; Fungi; Basidiomycota; Tremellomycetes; Tremellales; Cryptococcaceae. Gene Ontology annotation, biological process: cellular response to oxidative stress; cell redox homeostasis.